ACUACGGUCGCAGCCAUCUAGCGAGACGGCGAGUGCGCGUGCGUGAAUGCGGCGUUUCCCGCUCCCCAAGCCCAGUCGCGCGGAGGCCGGACUCGGCCGUUACGGCUGGGGCCGCACUUCAGCGCCACUUGCGACGGCGAGGGCGUCGUCGUAAAGCGCAGCCGUGCCGACUGCUGCAAGGCGACUUAUGACAGCCACCGUUUCGACUUACGGCGUGCGGCCGUCCACAGUCCUCCCGCUUGGAGCCUCGGCCUCGUCGCCCGGCGGAAGCUGUCUCUUUGUGCUGGUCCUUCCAGCGCGCGUCGCCGGACACUCCUUGACGGUCGGGCUCCAGGGCCUCGGGCGCCCUCCUGCCGCCGGCCGGCUUUUCCGUCCGCCUUCCUCCCGGCGUGCACCGCGGCGCGGCCAUGUUGCCGUAGUGUUGUUUUCUUCCUGCGGAGGCGAGGGGCCCGCUGCGGAUCGCAACGCGCGGGCCUCGCCUCUGCUCGCUCGCGGGUCCGGCCCUCGCCGCUCCCCCGCCCCCCCCCCCCCCCCCCCCCCCCCCCCCCCCCCCCCGGCCCGCACCAGCGCCGUCGGCCCGCCAGCGGCUCGGGGGACGGCUGAAGGCCGGGCCCGGGGACCACCAUGGCGGCCGCCUUGGGCGCGGGCGGAGGAGCAGGCGCUGGAGAUGAUGACUUUGACCAGUUUGACAAGCCUGGUGCAGAACGGUCCUGGAGAAGAAGAGCUGCCGAUGAAGACUGGGACAGUGAACUGGAAGAUGACUUGCUUGGAGAAGAUUUACUGUCCGGCAAAAAGAAUCAGUCGGAUUUGUCAGAUGAAGAGCUGAAUGAUGAUCUUUUACAGAGUGAUAAUGAAGAUGAAGAAAAUUUCAGUUCUCAGGGUGUCACUAUCAGCCUGAAUAACACCUCUGGCAUAGUUACUUCAUUUGAGCUGUCUGACAAUACCAAUGACCAAUCCGGAGAACAGGAAUCUGAGUAUGAACAAGGAGAGGAUGAGCUAGCCUACAACAAACCUGAGGAGCAAGAACUGUAUGCUCAAGAGUACUCAGAAGAAGGACAGUAUGAAGGCCAUGAUGCAGAGUUGACAGAAGACCAAAUAGAAUAUGGGGAUGAGCCAGAGGAGGAGCAGCUAUACAACGAUGAAGUGCUGGACAUCGAAAUCAAUGAACCUUUAGAUGAAUUUACAGAUGAAGAAUACUUGCAGGCUUAUGGUGGGCAACAAGGGCUGCAAGUGCGGGAAGACUGUGAGGCUGAAGAUGACUUAGAUGAGAUUACUGAUUCCCAGGUUGCUUCUGAGACCCACGAGGGAGGAAUGGAAACCCUGGAACUCCAGAAAGACAUAAAAGAAGAAUCAGAUGAAGAAGAUGAUGAUGAUGAAGAAUCUGGACGACUGCGUUUUAAAACUGAAAGGAAAGAAGGAACAAUUAUUAGGCUUUCAGAUGUAACUAGAGAGAGAAGGAACAUUCCCGAAACAUUGGAGCUUUCAGCAGAAGCCAAAGCCGCAUUGCUUGAAUUUGAAGAAAGAGAGCGGCAGCAUAAGCAGGGACGCUAUGGUUCCCGGCGGGGAGGACGGCGAGGAGGCUCUCUGAUGUGCCGUGGAAUGGGAGACCAGAGACGAGAGAACAGUGAGAGGGGAAGGAUGAAGGAGCACAGGCCUGCUUUGCUUCCUACACAGCCUCCUGUUGUGGCUCACUCUCCAAGAUUAAUCCCUCCUCCACAGCCACAGCCUCCUCCUCCACCACCACCACCUCAGCAGCAGCCAAUCAGAAGUCUGUUCCAGCAGCAGCAGCUACAGCCUCUACUUCCUUUACAGCACCCGCAUCACCCAUCCCCACCGCAGGGAGUGCACAUGCCCCCCCAGAUCGAGACUCCAAGGAUGAUGCUGACCCCUCCCCCAGUGACUCCUCAGCAGCCCAAGAACAUCCAUAUCAACCCACACUUCAAGGGGACAGUGGUGACCCCUGUUCAAGUGCCCUUGCUGCCAGUUCCGAGCCAGCCGAGGCCUGCUGUGGGACCCCAAAGAUUCCCAGGCCCUCCAGAAUUUCCACAGCACACCCCUGGGCCUGUUCCCAGCAAUUUUAAUCAGCCACCUCGACUCCCUCUUCAAGACCAGUGGAGAGCCCCACCCCCACCUCAGGAACGAGACCCUUUCUUCUUGGGAGUUUCAGGUGAACCAAGGUUCCCCAGUCAUCUUUUUUUGGAACAGCGAAGCCCUCCUCCACCGCCACCUCCUCCCACACUCCUGAACAGCAGCCAUCCUGUCCCCACUCAGAGUCCUUUACCGUUCACUCAGCCUGGACCAGCAUUUAAUCAGCAAGGACAGCAGCCAGUGUUCCCUAGAGAGAGGCCUGUAAGACCAGCCCUGCAGCCCCCAGGCCCAGUAGGGAUUCUGCACUUUAGUCAGCCAGGGUCAGCAACUGCCAGGCCUUUCAUUCCUCCUAGACAGCCGUUUCUACCCAGCCCAGGACAGCCGUUCCUGCCUACACAUGCACAGCCUAAUCUUCAGGGACCCCUGCAUCCUCCGCUGCCACCACCUCAUCAACCGCAGCCGCAGCCUCAGCAGCCGCAGCAGCAACCCCAGCAUCACCAGCACCAGCCACCCCUGCAACCUCCCCUCCAGCCUCCUCACCAGCCUCCCCCACAGCAUCAGCCUCCCCCUCAGCAUCAGCCGCAACAGCACCAGCAUCAUCACCACCUUUCCGCUCCUCCUCCUCCUCUGAUGCCCAUGUCUCAGCCUCAGUUCAGGCCGCAUGUACAGACUGCCCAGCCUCAGCCCAACAGCAGUCGGAUGCAGUGCACCCCACGUCAAGGGCUACGACAUAGCGCAGCAUCUCAGAAUAUAAGCAAACGACCCAUGCAGCAGAUGCAACCUACUGCUCCCAGAAACAGCAAUCUUCGUGAACUCCCCAUAGCACCUUCACAUGUAUUGGAAAUGAGUGGUACUCGCUGCUCCUCUACACCUGCCGCUCAGGUGAAGCCCAUUGUGAACACAUCCCCACCCUGUAGGUCUGUGGUGGCUUCCAGGAGCUCACAGGGAAAGACUGAUGCAAAAGUCAAGCCACUUAGUCCUGGCCCUCAAGCUAAGGAAGAAGCAAAAGCAGAACCAGAGUUUCCUGAUGAAGAUGAAGAGACAAGGUUAUAUCGCUUAAAGAUAGAGGAGCAGAAGCGCCUGAGAGAAGAAAUCCUAAAGCAGAAGGAGUUACGAAGGCAGCAGCAGGCUGGUGCCAGAAAGAAAGAGUUACUGGAAAGACUUGCACAACAGCAACAGCAGCAGCAGCAACAGCAGCAGCAGCAACAACAGCAGCAGCAACAGCAACAGCAGAUCUAUGGCUCACAGACCCCCAUGGAGCAAGAGGAGCUGGCAGCUACGCCAUCGCCCACUAAUGGUAACCCAUUGUUGCCCUUUCCAGGGGCACAGUGCAGGCAGAAUGUGAAAACCAGACUUCUUGUUAAAAACCAAGAUGUCACCAUUGCUAAUGUUCAGCCCAAAGCAGUAAACUUUGUCCCGCCUGGUGCUAACAUGCAGCAUCAAGGGCAGCAUGUGAGAUCACUGAAGCAUCUGCGACAGCUGCCACACAAAGUCCUCCAAGUCAAACCUAUGGAAGUGGAGGAGACCCCCCACUCCCCACAGGCAGCCAGAGUGACAUCCCUCCAGGGCCGGCCUCAGGACACCAAGCCAGGGGUGAAGAGGACUGUCAUGCACAGGGCCAACAGUGGAGGUGGUGGAGAUGGGCCACAUGUCAGCUCCAAGGUCAGGGUGAUUAAGUUGUCUGGAGGGCAGGGAGGAGAGAGCGAUGGCUUUUCUCACACAGAGGGCCAGCCCCAGCGGCUUCCCCAGCCUCCAGACAUGAGACAGCAGCCUACCCGCAAGGUGACGCUGACCAAGGGGGUUCCUCAGCAGCCCCAGCACCUUUCUGUGGGGCCGCACAUGUACCCGGCUAUUCCUCCAGGGAUCAAAAGCAUCCAAGGGAUUCACCCGGCCAAGAAGGCCAUCAUGCAUGGACGAGGCCGAGGAGUGGCAGGUCCCAUGGGCCGGGCUCGCCUAAUGCCAAAUAAGCAGAACCUUCGAGUGGUGGAGUGCAAGCCACAGCCCUGUGUGGUAUCUGUGGAAGGGCUAUCCUCAUCCACUACUGAUGUCCAGCUGAAGAGCCUGCUGAUGUCCGUGGGCCCCAUCCAGAGUUUACAGAUGCUUCCACAGCAACGGAAAGCCAUAGCAAAGUUCAAGGAGCCAGCCCAUGCACUAGCGUUUCAGCAGAAAUUCCACAGGCACAUGAUUGAUCUGUCCCACAUAAAUGUGGCCCUGAUUGUGGAGUGAUCUUGAAUGGAAAAAUCUAACCUCAUGCUGCACACACUGUGGAAUUUCUUCAAGGAAGCUGUAGGUCGGCUCAAGGUCCCCAGAAGUAUAGGUUUCUCCGGUCUGCAGUUUGCCAACUUGUCUGCGCACCAGCCAGCCACAGGGUGAUUCCAGAAGAAAGUUAAACUGGUGGACAUGGGAUUGGAGUCUGGUGUUAGAUUGUUUUGAAUUCUGUUGUCCACAAGAACUCUGUUCUCAUGUUCUUUUGUUUCCAAGUGCUUACAAUGCAUGUAGACUUUGUUCUUCGUGAUACUACUAUGUGAUUGGUCACAGAGUCUUAGAUUCAGGAAAGAACGUUACCAGCUCAAAUUCCAAGGAUUUUUCCACAACAAAGAAUAUUUGAUAAUGGUUGCACUUAUCUUCAGUACAGGAUAGAAAAGAGUUCUCAACCAGGCUUAACUGGAGUGGCCUCAGAAAGCCCUCACAAGCUCUGGCAAAACAUAGAUAAAAAUUUGGGUGAUUAUGAUUGACACCUGCCCUGGAAAGCCGGGGUGUGAAAUGGGUGUCUGGGAAUGGUGCCAUGGAAGUGGCAAUUCUGCUUCUUGUAAAUACCUCCAAAGUGCCACCUGUUUCAGCAGAAACUCAGAUGGGCACAGUGCUAGGCAAGCACAGGGCACUCCAGAGCCAGUGGCUCUGCCACCCUGCAGGCAGCCCUCUCGGCCUAGUUUCCUGGCAUAGGUUGAGGCACAGCUUGAAGGGUGGUCAGACCUGCUUGGGUUUCUCCGCUUUUUAAUGCCCUAGAUCUGUGGCGUGUGCUGUCAUUGCUUUGAUUACCUCGCUGUCCUUUAGGGCUGAGUUUCCUUUGGGUUACCCUUCUAUCACAUGUGUGAGGGAUGGAUUUCUCAGCAGGACUGACACUGCCCAAGAUAACUGUAUCUGUCCACAUUAGUCGUUUGGUCAAUUCCAGCAGGUGAGACUUGCGUUCUACAAAGCAUCCCUUGGAAGUCCAUGUCGGGCAGACACUGAACACGGUGCCUUAAAAUGUUUCCCCCAUGAAUGCUUCAGUGUUUGGAACAUACUAAAAAAUGGACAAUGACAUUAGGACACACUCAGGACUUUUUAGUUUUAUUUUAUACCUGUAAUUUUAUCUCACAUAUCUUAGUAGGGCGGAGAGAGAGAAAAAAAAAUCUGUUUUCAAUUACUGUUGCUGGGUAAUGAGAAGUAGGCACAGGACUUGAAGCUGGCUUCCACAGCUGAAGUUUUCCAUUAUUUGUUCAAUUAAGUUGCCAGUGGUAUUCAAGGCUCCAUGAAAAUUUGCAUAGGAUUGAUUCUGAGAUGGCAUUAAUGUGCUGGCAAGGAGCACUGGGGGAAUACAGUGGUUGUUUGGGUUCGAGGCAAUUGAGAGGCAUUCAUAGGACAUCUUAGAAGACCUUGUGUUAUGGUGCCACUUCUGACGCAAAGCUUCUGUCUUGCCCCCUGACAGGUGCACUAAGGGCCAGGCCUGUGGGGUCUGUAGCAUGUUUGGCCCCAGCCCAUCCAAGUGCUAUCAACUGGUCGCCCCACUGUCGUUCCCACCUACUGCACUUAGACACAGGGGUUGUUGAUAGAUAUUUUUCUAAAUUGCUGAGUUUGGUAAUAUGUUAGCUCUAGUAGGAUGAGAUGGAGGCUAUGUAGGAGGUUGAGGAUAGGACAAAUGAGUUUAACAAGCUUGCUUCUUUUUCAAAUAGUUUUGAGUGCUGGACCUUUAAAACCCAAAUCUGCAUUUUUGUCUGAAAAGUAGGCACUGAGGCAUUGAAGUCAGUUAAGGAAACAUCCUCAUCAACACCACUGUUCACCACUGGCCUCAGGGCCGCUUCGAGUGUGAUGAGGUUCCCAGGAGCAUGUGUGUCCCUUAACUGUCUACACACAUGAGCUUGUGAAACCAGCACUGCUUAGAACAGCCACUCACUCUGACCUUGAUAUGCAUACACCGGAAGUGGACCAUCAGACCCGCAAGCCAGUCCUAAAGGCUUAGCUUCUGUGAAGGAGACCACAGAAAAUAAAAGAAGCAGAAUUAGAAAGAAUGUUCCCCACUUGCAGUGCACUUCUCACAGUGAAGUCAAACCACCCCCCGAACUCAAACCGUGGAAGAUCUGCUGCAACCAUUAUCUCUGUUCUUUCUUUAUCAUGCAUUUAAAAUGAGAUGAAAAAGCAUUAGCAUACUGUGUAAAUACGGACCUUUUAAGAUUAAAACGUUAUUGAAAAUGCUUUCAACUCAAACAGUAACAUCUUAGCUAUUUGUUAGUUCUUUUUUGUUGUCUUAUCAAAGUUUAAUGGAGACACUUUCAUAAUUGUUGUUGUGUGUACAUUCGAUUUUCAUAAAGAUGGUAGUGAGUCAAUACAUUAACCCUCAUCUGUGUAUUAUUUGUUCUCAAGUUCCAGGAGGUUGAAGGAAUGACUCUCCAUCUGUCCUGAGGUAGAUAGUAGGGGGAGGGGACAAGUUACUUUCCCUCUCUUUGCCUUGUUUAUUUUGUGCUGUAAUGAAUGUGAGUUCACUUAGCUGCUUACCUGAACAUAACCUUAUGUUGCCCUUGGCUUAGCCACAUUUGUUAAAUCCUUAUAUUUAUACUCUUUUUGAGGGGGAUAUCUCACCUUUUCUUUUCCAAAAGAGAAAACCCCCACCCCAGCCCCCACCCAAUCCGAAUAGGCAGCUGCUUGUGCAGGUUCUGCGCCCAUGCCUUGCUGUGGAGGAGCGUGGCUGGAUGGGGUGGGAGGUGGGUUUUCCAUAACCAUUUUCAUCUGGGUAGUUCUCAUGUGAUGUGCAAAGGUCAGGGAUGGUUGUAUGAAUCAGGAUAGAGCUUAGGUCCUAACCCCAGUGGUCAUUUUCCCCCACCAGGCAGCAUUCUGCCUGAAGCAGGUAGAAGGCUUUGCUGCUCAUGGAAGCUGGCAGGGUACCUAAAGGGCAUGGGAGGGAGGACUGGACUGGAGAGUGGUCUGGUGGGUGAGGAGAGUCUUACAGGAUGGAAUGUCAGUGAUGUUCACUGAUGGACCCCAGAGGUGGUCCUUCACUCUGUUGUAGAGGCCCACAGAUGGGUACAUGAAAGAAUUCUCAGGGUGACAUAGACUAGGUGAAGGGUCUUAGAGGACUAGGCUUAAGGACUAUCCCUGUCUUCUGUCUUUUGGUUUUUUGUUUUGUUGUUUGUCUUUUAUUUCCUUGUGGCAUUAUUGGGAAGGUAAGCUUGAUGUAGACCAUUGAAUGACACUAUUUAAAGAUAGGUCCUAGUGAGAAGAGCACUAGCCCAAGGGGUCCAUGCAGUAACUAAGUAUUGUUCUUAGUCAUCAUUGGGUACUCCUAGGCUCUUCUCUGUGUCCUCUGACCCAAGAUCAAAUGCAGGAGUCAGGAAGCACAUCCCUGUGCCAGAGCUAUAGGCCACAUUGGGUGGCUCUGUUGGUUGCUGUUUCCUUUCCUAAGAAUCAGCUUUAAUUCCCGCCUCCUGCUUGUUAGACCCAGCUCUGGCUUUGCAUCCUCACUCUCAUGCUUAGUUUCUUUGGUUUACUCAGAGAGGGAGACGAGGCCAGGGAGACUUGACUCCUGUGCUCUGCAGAGGAGCUAAUAAGGCGCAGGGUAGACACAAACAAGACCCAUCCCCACAGGGGAAGCCACUAAAGCUUAGCUCAGUUAUGACAGAGCCUUAGAAACAUCACCAUGUUUAAUGAUACUGCAGUGAUGGCUUGCGUAUUUUAAAUUUUAUGAUGUGUUAUUUUUAUAUUCUUAAAUAUAAACUGAAAAGGCCUUUUAGCCUUGAUUUAUUAAAUCCUAAGGAUUUUCUGUAAGUUUUUUUGUUUGUGUUUGGUUUUGUUUUGCUAAACUUGGAAAGGCACUUAGCCUUGAUUUAUUAAAUCCUAAGGAUUUUCUGUAAGGUUUUUGUAACCUAUUCAGUUUUUAUCAUUUAAAAUGCCUAACUUCUUAGAUACACAAGCCCAUGGCUUUGUGUACUAGAACCAGAGCAAUCCACUGAUUCAUAUUGGAUCCCAGGUAUACUGCCUGCUGGUAUCAGGUGUCAGAAAGGGGCACCUGUUAGGUAUCUCACCUGACUUUCCUAGACAGUGCCGAUCAGCUAACUCUUUCUAUCGUGUGAUGGUAGGAUGAGCUGAAAGGACAGGUACUUGCACUGAGAAGAGCUCUCCUUUCCUGUUAGACAUGCAGUAGAAGAGGUUGGUUCACUUUACUGAUUUUUCAAAGGUUUGUGGGAAAAUUCAGGUGCUUUAGAGAGAAACUUGUGUAGUUUGGGGCAGAUAGGUGCAUGUUACUGUAUUCUGUAUCUAAAAGUUUAAUAUGCUUUAGUUGGUAGGCCUCUUGACCUUCUUAUGUAACUUUCUGCUAAACUGCUUUUCAUUUUAAGGACACGUGCGGCGGAGGCUGGUUUGGGGACUAACACAUUUUGCAUUCUGCACUGUUGUCUUAAAGCACACACAUUGUAGACAGCAUGUUGCACCCAGCCCACACUGACUGGCCGCCGAGGAGCAGAUAACCACUUGUUCUUCACUUUUUACAGGUGUGGUGGGAUCCAGAGCAGUAUCCUGUGCAGACUUCCCUCCUCGGCUUUAAUCCCACUGUUUAACUUGCAGGUGCCGCAGUGAUGGAGUGUGUUCCUUUUAAGAGCUUCUGAUGUUCUCUUCUCUUCUCCCACUAUUCAGUCCACUGUCCUGCCCUGGCUGGGGCUCUGGCUCCCUCUUUACCUUCAGCUUCUCUUCCCUGUUGUUCACACCUGAGGUGUUGUCACUGUUCCCCCACCCAGUGAUUCUCCUGUCUGCAUGCUCUCUGCCUCCACUUCCGUGGUUUCCACACCUGCAGUGGCCACUGAUACUCACUUGAGUCAGGCUCCCUCUGGCAGGAGGGAACAGUGUGGAUGUCUGCACCAGGGCCACAUCUCCAGUUUCUCUAACCCUUUUGCCUUGACAGAUCUUUCCUUGGGAUUUACUCCUCCAGAACCUGAAUUGGAGAGCCUGACCUUUUGCUUGUUAUUUUGCAGUUUGACUCUGGGCUUAUGCCAGUGACUUUCAGCUGUGGUCUGCAUGUCAUUAAUGACCCCUCUCUGUUUUUACCCCUCUACCUUUGCAGGACCCAGGGCGUGGGUCAGUGUUAGUGGUAGCGUGCUCUCAUUCGCUUGGAAGUGGUGGCCGUGUGGCCGUUAUACUGCCCUUGCUGAUAUGGCCCUCAUCGUCAUGUAAUGUGUGUGCCUCGCUGCUGUGCAGGCAGCUUGGAGUGCAGGCUCUGUUGCUGGGAGUGCGCUGACUGCUUAGAAACCACGAGACACCGCCUUGCUUUCCUCUGGCCUCACUGUUUCUGCCAGUCGUGUGCCUUUCCCCUAUGAGUGACACUGUCAUGCUUUACUCCAGUUUUCCUUUGCAUUAACCACGUGGGAACUCUUGCAGGCUGUAUAUGUGAAGAAUAGUAGUGACGUAGGUGAAAAGAAAAUGUAUUGUUGUGUGUAUCAUUUGUGUGGUUUCAUAGCAAAAAAAUGUGUUUCAGCUGUAUUGUAACCAAAAGUUCUGUCAAUAAAAUAUUAGAGGUU
Molecule: messenger RNA, 9848 nt
Organism: Psammomys obesus (fat sand rat)
Lineage: Eukaryota; Metazoa; Chordata; Mammalia; Rodentia; Muridae
Gene: Rbm33
Product: RNA binding motif protein 33
Exons: 19
Coding region: 625-4314 (1229 amino acids)
Molecular function (GO): RNA binding
Source: RefSeq, a predicted model, not a curated record